Molecule: messenger RNA, 830 nt
Organism: Aegilops tauschii subsp. strangulata
Lineage: Eukaryota; Viridiplantae; Streptophyta; Magnoliopsida; Poales; Poaceae
Molecular function (GO): ureidoglycolate hydrolase activity
Source: RefSeq, a predicted model, not a curated record
CUCCCCGCCCCCCUCCUCGCAGCAACAGCGGCAGAGCCGUGCGCGCCGGAGCCAGAGCCACCUCGUCGUCGGCGCCGCAGGCGAUGGGAGCCAAGCGGGAGGAGGAGCCGAGGGUGGUGACGCUCCGGCCGGUGGAGGCCACGCCGGAGUCCUUCGCGCCCUUCGGGCAGGUCAUCGCCGCCUCCCCCGACGGCGACCAGUUCGGCCCCCACGACGCCCAGCUCGACCUCAGCCGCGGCAUCCCUAGGUUCUACAUCAUGAGAUUGGAGAGUAGGCCGCUCAAGUUCUCGUCCAUCACCCACCACGCCAGCGUCACGCAGUGCCUGGGCUCCAUCGGCGGCCAGGACUGGUACCUCGGCGUGGCCAAGCCUUCCAUCCUUGACGGGGCGACGGAGCAGAGUGGUGGCGGGACUGCCGUGCAGUCGCGCGCUGGGCAUUUCUAUCUGCCUCCCGAUCCGUCCGAGGUCUGCGUCUUCCGGGUCUCUGGUCCCAAGUUUCUCAAGCUGCACGCCGGGACCUGGCACGCCGGGCCGCUGUUCAAGGCAGACGCCGUGGAUUUCUAUAACCUGGAGCUGAGCAACACCAAUGUUGUUGAUCACACCACGCACUACUUCAAGAAGCAGGACGGCGUAACCUUUGUGAUCGAGGACUGAGACGCUGCAUGUCACUGACCACGACCUAUGCACAAAAGCUCAGCGCACCGUGUGCCUCACGGACGCUGUUCGGGCCCUGUCCCUCUGUAUGAUGCACGUCCAGUAUGUAUAUGCAAUAAUGUACUGCAAGUCACGUGUACUUCGUACGCUGCUCCUUUUUGGCUCCUUGAGCGUUUA